AUGGCCACUCUGCAGCGUCCACUCGCUGCUACACCCCUCGCACCCGCACCGGAUUCGACCGCGCCCGCUCAAGCCUUUGAUCCGUCCGCCGUUCCUCGAGGACCUGCUGGGCUCGCCUCUACGGCCGAUCGUCAUGCGCUGGGUGGCGAGAGGGAGCAGGAAGGGGAUUUGAUUGAUUUGGGACAGGAAAGGCUGUUCACGGGGUCGAGGACGCGAACGCAGAAGGUCGAGGAGGGGGCGAGCGAUGAGGCGAAUGGGACACGACAGGCUCAGGGAGGGACGGGAAGCUCGUCUGAGCGGAUAGAGGGAUCACAGGAACUCCUUGGUUCGCUCGGCGCCGCACGACACGCUUUCCUGUUUGCGCUGAACGGGCUCGUACAGAGAUGUUUGGGAGGAGCCAUGUCUGCCCAGCAAUCGCCGCGACCAGAUCAGGCGACUUCGUCUGACGGCGCUCCGCCAGGUUUCGACUCCACUCUGCGACGACACUCGCUUGCCGUACCUACACCCUCGCAGGUCGCUUCACAGCAGCCCGACAUCCUCCUCACAGCCGUUCUCGACACGCUCCGCUCCCACGACACCACGCCUUUCUCCGCUUCUCCCGUCAUGCUCUCCGUCGAACGCGCUUCGCCUCUCCUCGGCAGCCGGCGGCAGGCCGCUACGCCGAACUCUGCGCUCAUACAGGAGCUGCAGACUCGAGUCGAAGUCGCAGCAAACGACUUGCUCCCUCCGACCGAAGCAGAACUCGCUCGUACUCUCGCCUCCCUCCUCUCCUGCAUCGAGCGACUCUCGAGCAUCACUCAGUCUAGCGAUACGUACACACGUCCCACGUUUUCCGCCUCCCCUUCCCGACCGCCAAGUACGGCUUUCGUCGACGGAUCGACACCUUCGGCCUUCUACGAAGCGCUCGGACAGGAAGCCGCCGCGCUGUCCGAGUCGAGCCGGGAGCAGCAACUUCCGCGCGGUGUCGUUGGCGCAGCACGCGAGGUCGAGCAAGCGGAGCGAGAUUUGCUUUGGGGCAGGGUAUUCGACUUGUCUGAGCGGGUCAAGCUCUUGUCCCGCCAGCGAGUCGAGGCGCUCGAGCGAGAUGGCAAGGAGGACUGGAUGCGAACUCCGCAGGACGCAUCGCAGGACACGAAGUUCCGCACCGACUCGCUGUACGAGGGGUCGUUGAGCGACUUGCCUCGGUACUCGCACGACCUCGACUCGGCUCAUCAGAACCCGCACCUCCCGCCAGCUUACUACCACGACUUUAUCGCCGACGACAAGAAGGAAGCUCUCGCUUCCAACGGCGACGAAGCAACAGACUUGCAGCGCUCGUCAACCUCCGCACCUCGAACUCGCCAGCGCAAAGUAUCGGGGGCGCACACCGAGAAAAUGCAGCGGGACUUUGAGAACGUCACGUCCGCCAUCGAGCGGCUGUACCUCAUCUCGCCGCAGCUGGCGAACCAGCGAGUCGAGCCGGACCGCCGUGCCCUGCGCGAACGCCAGCUCGCCAAGCUCGGAAAUGCGAUCGAGCGGCUGAGUCAGGGGAGGCUAGAGAAUCAGCGGGCGGUGCCGAGUCCCGCGAUGGAUGAGGACGAGCAGGAAUCGACGCCGCAGAGUCGAGCGACAAGUCGGCGAGCGAGGGAGCAACAGGCUUUCGAUCGCCUGCUCGACCAGAUCGACAAGGCGGCGUCGCGGACACUGGCGGAUCAGCGGGUGGAGCUGAGCGGGAAGCGAAGGGAGGUCCUCAACCUCGACACCGCCAAGAACGACUUCGAACCGCUGUCGGACAAGUACGAGGCGCGACGGCGGGAGUACAUCCUCUCCCACACGGGCAAAGGCCGCCUCGCCUCUCAAGAUGCCAUCCUCCGACCCUCUGGCGUUGUCGCACCUUUCCCUCGACCAGCACCGGAGCUUGAGGAGAGCGUCACGUUUGGCGAGUUUCUCGAGGAGGAGUACGGCUUCAACCGGCCUCGGAGUCAUUCGCUGCCGAACAACGCACUGGAGCGCGAAAAGCCUGAAGCUGCCGGCGAAAAGGGAUCUCUCCGAGUCGGGCUGCUCAAGAAGGGUCAAGGCGGGAUCGGCUUGGGCAUGCUCGAUACGAGCGUGACGCCCUCGACCGCGGCGGACUACGAGGUCCUGGACGUCCCGCAAGUCGACUGGAUUGCCGAAGAGUCGCGCAACCUCGGCACCCUUGUGGUCACCUUCUGGCCGCGCUCCUCGCACAAGUCCAGUCCCGCCGCCUUCGAGGUUGUCGCGGUCGAGUCGUCGGCAGUUCUGGUCGCCGUGAAGGGCCAGAAGACGGCUUCACGCGUUGCGCUACCAUGCCGAGUCGUGCCUCAGCAGGCGACAGUUCAGCUCGUCGGCGGCUCCGUUUGCGAAGUCAAGCUCGUCACGCUCGGCUCGACGUCGCCUACCAAGUCUCGCUCCGACCUUGAGGUUCACUCGCCUCUGGCGACGGACGAGCUGCGAGCGACAUCGCCCACCUCAUUCCGCUGCGCGAACUGCGACGCCGAACUCGCCGACACCUCGACGGUCUCGCGCUGGAACGCCCUUCCGAGCGAGUACUGGGCCGAGUUACUCGACGCUUGGAUGUGUCAUCAGGACCAGAACUUGUCCGACGACCUCAUCGCCAAGGGCAAGGGCAUCAAGCCGCGACCCGACGAGGUCCUCGUCGCGACUUCGUACGUCCUGCUGCCGCGGGAGUUGACGAGCAAGUGGACUGCGCCCGAGCAAGCCGAGCCUGCGAAGGCCAACAACGGCGACUACCUGCAUGCCGCUCACUGCGCCUCGUGCGACGCCCUCGUCGGCUCUCACGUUCUUCCCGCCGACGGCAACACCUCCGAAUCCACCACCGUCCGCCUCCUCAAAUACGCGACCUACCCCGCUUCUUCAGAUCCGGCACGACCCGCUCCCCCUCGUCACACACUCUCGACGUAUCUCACGGCCGACAUGCUCGAGACGGGUCAAGCGCACGCAUGUCAUCGCUUCAUCCUCGAGGAUGCGCAGACUGAGCAGGCAAAGUUGCUACUCUGGUUCUUCAACCCUUCGAUCCGACUCUCCUUCUCAAGCUCGACAGCCGACGCCAACUCGCUCCUCUCGCCCUCCGACACACCUGCCGCCCCCUCACUGACUUUCCGCUCGAUGAACUCAGUCAAGGUCUUCUACGCGGUCGUCGAAAAUGACAACGCUGCAGUCUGCGCGACAUUCGUCUCGGCCAAGCACGAACGCAUCCCAUACCCCCUCUCCGUCAUCCAGCGCCUCACGAGCCUGCUGCAGGCCAGCACCCUCGUCUACCCAUUCGCGAAGCGCAAGUUUGGCGAACUCGACAUUGGCUUCCUCGAGCGUCUCUAG
Messenger RNA from Rhodotorula toruloides NP11, 3336 nucleotides. RefSeq lists its product as uncharacterized. Lineage: Eukaryota; Fungi; Basidiomycota; Microbotryomycetes; Sporidiobolales; Sporidiobolaceae. The record is from RefSeq and is a predicted model, not a curated record. The coding region runs from base 1 to 3336 and encodes 1111 amino acids. Gene Ontology annotation, biological process: protein autoubiquitination; proteasome-mediated ubiquitin-dependent protein catabolic process; protein monoubiquitination. Gene Ontology annotation, cellular component: cytosol; ubiquitin ligase complex; nucleus. Gene Ontology annotation, molecular function: ubiquitin conjugating enzyme binding; ubiquitin protein ligase activity; cyclin binding. The transcript has 8 exons.